AGCACUUAUUUUAUAUAUAAGCCGUAGAGAACUCCAACACCACAAGUUUGCUUUUCUCCCAUUACUUGGUUUGGCCACUUUGAAGGUAAAAAAGAAAAAAGAGGCAGAAAUUUAGAGAAGUUGAUUCAAACAGAAAGGGUGAUGGAACUGAGCAUUCAGAAAACAGAAGCCUUGAUUAGGCUGAGUACGAUAGUGAUGUUGGUUUUAACAGCUUGUUUAAUUGGGUUGGAUUCUCAAACAAAGGUCAUCUUCUACGUUCAAAAGAAAGCUUCUUUCAACGAUUUGCGUGCUCUUGUAUUUUAUCUAUAUAUCACUUCAUUGGCUGCUGCUUAUAAUCUACUUCAACUAUGCUGUUCUUCAUUUUACAAAGGAACCUCGCUGCAAUCUUACGCAUAUCUAGCUUGGCUUCGUUAUAUUUUGGAUCAGGCAGUAGUGUACGCAGUGUUUGCGGGAAACCUAGCGGCAAUGGAGCAUUCAUUUUUGGUAUUAACCGGAGAAGAGAACUUCCAAUGGCUCAAGUGGUGCAAUAAAUAUACUCGAUUCUGCACCCAAAUCGGAGGAUCCUUGCUCUGCGGCUUCGUUGCAAUCUUACUAAUGUUUUCCAUCGCUUCCAUCUCCGCAUUCAACUUGUUCAGGCUUUAUUCCCCCACCAAGUUCAUGCACUUGAAACUCUAAUCAUAAAUUAUGGUUAAUGUGGCAUUGAAAAUUUUUUAACUUCAUAAUUUGAUUGACAUUUUGCCAUAUAAUUUAAAAUUUUUAAAAAUAAACUAUUUGUGAAGUUAAAAAUUUUCAUGCCAAAUAAUUACUUAUGUUAAUAUUAUUAUUUAUAAAAGAAAUGAAAAAGUAACAAAAAAAAUGUAGCAUUGGAUUUUUAUUAUUAAUAGAUUGUCUACGUAAUAGUAUUUGUUCA
This is a messenger RNA of Gossypium raimondii (Peruvian cotton), 910 nucleotides long. RefSeq names its product CASP-like protein XL3. The transcript has 3 exons. The record is from RefSeq and is a predicted model, not a curated record. Lineage: Eukaryota; Viridiplantae; Streptophyta; Magnoliopsida; Malvales; Malvaceae. The coding region runs from base 142 to 675 and encodes 177 amino acids.